GCUAAACUGGAGUCGCUGGGCCUGGACUGUGACGUGAUCGAAGACCUCUUUGACGUGUUGGAUGCCGACGGAAGCGAUGAUGUUUCAGAGGCAGAGAUGUUGAAUGGCGUGGAGAUAUUGCUGGAGCUUGCCAAAGGGCUGCUGGGCUGCCAUGUUGGUGUCUCCAAUGACGGGCGGUAA
Symbiodinium pilosum is the source of this 180-nucleotide messenger RNA. NCBI's taxonomy places the organism in Eukaryota, Dinophyceae, Suessiales, Symbiodiniaceae. The record is from the annotation of a GenBank genome assembly.